GUGUUCGAAAAAGUCAGUGAAUUGGUGUGUUUAUUUUUAAAUAGUUUUUACUUGGUAUUUUAUCCUUUAAAAAUAGUUCUAAUGAAAUGGCAUCCGCGUUGGAACAAUUCGUGAAUACUGUUAGGACUUCAUCUUCUCACGGUAAUUUUCGGGAGCUGUGCGAGUUUAUAAGCAAAUCUAGUGAAGUACUAAUAAAACAAAGCCAACAUCUAGACAAUGUACUGGAAACGUUAGACAUUCAACACCACUCUCUAGGAAUUCUAGCCGUAUUAUGCGCUAAAUUUAACGUGCAAGUAGCAUCUAAUGCUACAGACAACAGAUUCACUCAAGCCCAAGAUUUCAUACUGAACUGCAACGGAGAACAAAUUAGAUUUGCACCAGACACCUUCGCUGAAUUAUGUCAUUCGUUGACAAACUACUUGGUCGAGCAAAAGCAACCUCUAAAAGGAAUAGUUCUAUUACAAAAGGCCAUUUCGAAAUUAAGACUGUUUGAUUCGCAAUUGACGUCCAUCCACGCUGAUCUGUGUCAGUUGUGUUUGCUGGCGAAGUGCUUUAAACCCGCCAUCGAAUUAUUGAAUAUAGACAUCACGGGAAUAUGUCAAGAACUCGCCCAAAAUCCGAACGGACCUCAAUUCGAUUCGAAAUAUUUCCUGUUGUACUACUACUACGGCGGAAUGAUAUACCUGGCUGUACGCAACUUAGAUAGGGCUUUAUAUUUCUUCGAAGUCGCAAUAACGACGCCGUCGCUGGCCGUGUCGCACAUCAUGCUGGAGGCUUUUAAAAAGUAUAUCUUAGUGUCGUUGCUGCUACACGGAAAGAUUCGACCGAUUCCCAAAUACGCCUCGCAAGUAGUGACCAGGUUUAUAAAGCCGUUGUCUCAACCUUAUCACGAUUUAGCGGUGGCCUUCAAUUCGAAUAGCACUUCUUUGUUGAAUGCUGUAGUUAAUAAACACUCGGAAGCGUAUACUAGAGAUCACAACAUGGGUUUAGUGAAACAAGUAUCCUCAGUAUUGUACAAAAAGAACAUCCAGAGAUUGACGAAGACGUUUCUAACGCUUAGUUUAUCGGACGUUGCGAGUCGAGUGGGCUUAUCGAGCCCCGCUGAGGCCGAAAGCCACAUAUUACAAAUGAUUGAGAAACAACAGAUCUUCGCGACGAUAAAUCAAAAAGAUGGCAUGGUGGUGUUUAGAGACGAGCCGGAAAAGUACAGCGGUCCGGAGGUGCUGAAAGGGCUCGAAGAACAAUUAGCCUUGUGUAUGGAAUUAGAUAGACAAAUACUAGCGAUGGACGAGGAGAUUCAAGUCAAUCCGCAAUACGUUAAAAAGGCCACGGGCCUGCAGGACGAGGAACAGCCUAAAAGUACAUACGCGAUGUAAUAUUAUUUGCAAAAAAAACAAACAAUUCAAAAUACCGUUGAAACGUAUUUCUAAUCAGAAUCGAUCGUAAUUUUUGGUUUAUUAGUCUCCUUUUUAUUUUGUUAGAAUCGUCCGAAUUUGAGUUAUUGUUGAGAUAAAUCCUUAAAUUUACUAUUAACAUGUGUAUAGUUUCAUCAAGUUUUUUUUUAUUAAAUAAAAAUCACUAAAUUUUA
Phyllotreta striolata is the source of this 1588-nucleotide messenger RNA. The record is from the annotation of a GenBank genome assembly. NCBI's taxonomy places the organism in Eukaryota, Metazoa, Arthropoda, Insecta, Coleoptera, Chrysomelidae.